AAAGUCAUUUGACCCCAGCAAAAAUGUACAUUAAUUAACAACUGCCUUGUCAUCAUCUGCAGAGGGGAGGCUGAGAGAUAUGACCUUGACCUUGGAAAUCUGAGAUUGGAAUAAAGAAAAAUCAGAAGAGAGGAUAUAAAGACAUAGACAUAGAGGUGGAAAGAUGGACGAAGAAAUGUUUGAUAUGCAUGUCUGCCUAGUCUGUCAGUCGACAGUAGUGGGUCUACUCAACUACAUCAACCACAAAAAGUAUGACUGCCAAGGGAGAAAGAUUACUGCCACUGUCCCAACCAGUGGUUCCUCUCCCCAGUCCCAGUCCCCCCAAUCUAGCAGUGUCCCCAGCAACCAGGUGGAAACUCAGGUGGUAGGGACGGUGACUGUUCUUAAUGAGAAGACUGAGGACUAUGUGCAUCCUAUGGGAGGUCUCCAUCUUCUUGCCAGUCAGUGUCAACCCACUACUGAACAGGAGAGGGUUCUGGCAUCUUCUGGAACAAGUCUCAACCACUCUCAGGCAAAUAUGUCAACUGAUCCUUGCAGCAUGACUUCUGAACCUAUACCACAAAAUCUGAUGUUGCAGCGUAGUAUUCCUAGUCAGCAGAAUUCCAUUACAGUAGGACAUAACCUGGGUAUUGAACAGAAUGGUCUUCCAAAUUCUAAUUCCACUGUGAGUCUGUCUGAUCAGGAACUAGCUGUUGUAAUUGAUUUCUCCACAGAAAAGAGUGAUAUUUUUAGUCCAAGCAAUGGACAAGGAGUGGAUCCAAAUGUUGUUAUGACUGAUGCAACAAGUAAAGAAAAACCAGACUUCUUCUCCUCCCUUGCUCUUCAGAGUAAAUCUACAACAUCCAAAGAUUCUGGACAUAACGAGGGCAUGUUUGGAGACCAAGGGCACAACAGCAUAAAUGAACUUCCUAUAGCAAAUAUCCUCAACAGUUUGAAUUUCAGUGAUGAUGAUUUGGAUUUUGAUGAAGAUUUCUUAGAGGAAGCUUUUUCUGAUGAGUCUGAUGGUGACUUUCCACCCCCAGAGCACACUCGUGGGAAGUGGAAGCCAGGAGAGGGGCCACAUCAUUCCACAGGUGGAAAAUGGAGAUCACAGAGGACUUUAAUCAGUACAGGAGGGAAGUGGAAACCAGGCAUGCAUAAAGAAGGUGGAGGAAAGGGGAAAGGAAAGCAAUUAAAAACAAGAUCUACUGAAUCAGCUUCAGAUUAUUACUGCAGUACGUGUGAUAUGUCUUUCAAAUCUAGAUACAUUUACUCUGCUCAUUGUGGUGGGAAAACACACAAAAAGAGGAGACGAUCUGGGAAGAAAAUGUAUGAAGAUGAAGAUGAAACGACGGUAGAGGAAAAGGAAGCAAAUGCUGAUGAACAAGAGGAGAAAAACGAUGAGAAAGAGGCAGAAGCAGCUUCUACUGAGAAUGAGCAAGAAAAAAAUGCUGAGGAAAGUAAAGAAAAUGCUUCUGUGGAGCUUACAGAGGUUCCAGUAACAAUUAAACCCAAAAAAGAAAUCGUGGAACCAGAGUGUAAAAUCUGUGGUCAGAAAUUUGCCAACUUGUAUGUUUUAACAAGACACUUGUUAUCUAAAAAACACAAAAACAGAACAAAAGGGGAGAAAGACACUAUAAGGAUCCUUGAUCAGUACCACAAAUUUAUUGUUCGGCUGAGUCCAUUCCAGUGUGGGUUAUGUCAGUACUACUUUAACCAAGAAAAUGACUUGAUAGCUCACCUGAAAGAAGAUGUUCACAGGAACCAAUGUAAAAAACUGCCAGGAGAACUGAUGUGUACUUUGUGUCAGUACAGUAGUCAUUCAAAUGAGGAUCUAAUUUAUCACAUGAUCAAUAACAUAAGCCAUAGAGAGGCUGCUUUAAAAGGGAGAAAACUCUGCAUCAUCAAAGAAAAGUGGUUUAUGGCUGCAUGUAAGUUCUGCAAAAAGAAGAUGCAUUCAAGGGUACACAUGAAGAGGCAUGUCAGAUCAAAGCAUAGGAAGGAGCUCAAUUCGGUUGGUCACAUUAUCGGAGAGUCCCAGAUUGAUGAAGUUGGGGAAUUUUCUUGCAGUGAAUGCAACAACAGGAAAUUCAAAACUUACAAUGCCUUUGUGAUUCACAUGAAUCGGCGCCAUGGAGACAGCGAUGCAGCCAUUUGUGAACUCUGCAACAAAGUUUUAUCAGGAAGAAAUAGCUUUUCCCAGCACAUGAAGAGCAAGAAGCAUAAAAAUAAAGAAAUGAUGAGAUACUUAGGGAAGAAAGAGGGAAAACUGGAGGAAGUAAAGGAAGAAAAAGAAGGGGCUGUAAAAGAAGAAGAGAAAGAAAAGGAGGUGAAGAAUGAGGAAAUGAAGAAUGAACAAGGAGAGGAAGAAGAAGGAGAGGAAGAUAAAUACACCACACUGAAGUACAACACUCAGAAACCUGAUGUCCCAGGAAUGUAUGAACGAGCGCACAACAAUCAUCACCUGAAAAAGCCCCGAGGCCCAUACAAGAAAAGAGGCAAAAAACUCACAGAUAAGCCAGUACAAGAAAAAAUCUUCAAGUGUAAUCAUUGUGAUUACAUGGUGAAUAAGUACGCCGACCUUCGACCCCACUACAUGGAGGCUCAUUCUAAGGAGAUUCUGGUCUGUGAGCUUUGUGACAUUACUUUCCUCAAUGAAAAAGCAUUGAAGCUUCACUAUUCUGGAAAACAACAUCAGGCCAAUUUAGCUACAGUUGAAGACAACAGUACAAAUGUGGAAGGAGAACCAAGUAUCUUCCAUUGCCACAUCUGUAACAAGAGAUUCACAGAUGAAGCUUGGAAACAAUUCCACAUUGAUGUUUAUCAUCUGCAUCCAAACUCAGAAGAGCUGCUAGUUAAGGAAUUGGGAAGGCCAGACAUAACAUGGGAGAAAUACAAAGACUUCUUAGAGACAGUUAAGAACUGUGAGAGGAAUGAGAGAAUACCUUGCAAGGAGUGUGGAAAAGAAUUGAAAAAGGAUUACAUGUUGGAGCAUCUACGUCUUCACUCUGGUGAUCGUCCAUUUAAAUGCCGUUACUGUAACCUAGGCUUCAUGUCACCAUUGUCUUUGAGGCGUCAUCUGCUGACUCACCUGGGAUUGACAGAGAGGAGUUGUGAUAUAUGUGGAAAGAAGUACAAAAAAGUGGAGUCCUACAGGGAACACAUGAGGCAGCAUGCAAUGGAGAAACAGGGAGUCCAGAAGCUUAUGUGUGAUGUUUGUGGAAUGUCUUUCUACCUCCAACGUCAACUUAAGCAUCACAUGCGUAGGCAUGGAGAGAAAAAAUUCAAAUGUGCAGUUCAAGACUGUCACUGGAGUUUCUAUUUUGCCAAUGAACUUGAUGCUCACAUGAAGUCCCAUACCAAACACCGCCCAUUUCUCUGCGACCAGUGUGGGUAUUCAGCAGGGACAAAGAAUAGACUGCUGCGUCACAGUCGUACUCACACUGGAGAAAGAAACUUCCACUGUGAAUACUGUACCUACAAAGCUGGUACUAGAACUCAUCUUCGUCGUCAUAUGAGAAUCCAUAUUGGUUCUAAACCAUACAAGUGCCCAUAUUGCGAUUAUUCAUGUAACACUCACGAAAACAUCCGCAAGCAUAUAAUGAAAACAAAAAAGCACGAGGGACUGUUUAUCUACCCCUGCAAGUUUUGUGAAUGGGGUUCUAACACUGUAAAUGAAUUCCGUGCUCACUCUAAACUAAACCAUCCAGAACAUUAUGAUGAUGAGAAGUAUGAAGGCAUCGCAGCAGUCAUGGGAUUGUAUGUCAAGGAAGAAGAUCUUCAGAAACCUACAGAAGGCAUGAAAAUCAAUCCAGUAAAAGAACGGAAGCCCAGGGAAGCUUCCUCUCAACCCCCAGAGAAAAAAAUCAAAGCAGAAAGUAUGUCCCAGUCUGUGGAGGAGCCUAUUAUAGUAGUGCCAGGCUACUCCCAGGAGGAAGUAGUGGAGCAUUAUGGGACUGUGGACUACCAUAUUCCCUACAGCGGUCAGAAUGACACAGAUAUCAGCCGACCGUGGAAUCCAACUUCUCAGAUAGAGACAGAACGGGCAGUGAGAACUGUUAUUGUUCCCUCGACAUCCGGUGAAACUGUGAUCACAUAUGAGUAUGAAACAAGGGAGAUCACUCCUAAUGGGCCUGGAAUACAAGGGGAACUUUAUUACACCAGUUAGCGUAAAGAUCUUACUUGUUAGGUUGUUUAAAAAAAAAUUUUCACUUUCGUACAGAGUUUUCACUACUAUAAACCAUAAUUAACCAAUUGCUCAGGAUUGAGAAACUCAUUAAGGAAAUAGUAAAAGUAGUCCAGUUAGGUCAAAUGUUGAUUAUGUAUUUUGAAAAAAAAAAUGUAAAAACUCUUUGAAUAACAGUCUUUUCAGGAAGUUACAUUUCUUCCAAAGACCUUGAAUUUUGCAGACAUUAUAAAUAUUUGAUAAGUGAUAACUCAUCAAAAGGCCAAAGUCCUUAACUUGUCAUUUAUGCAUUUUAUGAAAGGUUGUUUCAUGUAAAAUCAUAUAUUGUUAUGAAAUGUUUCGAUUUGUAUAUUUUUGUUAUAAAAUCUUGCAGUACUUUUGCAUUACCACUAGAUUUUUAGCUGUGCUAUACCCUAUUUGUAUCCUAUAAUUUGCUACCAGAUUCUGGUAGUUAAAGUUUUGUUUGUGCCAUAAAAAUUGCAAACUACAAACUUUGUAUUUAAAUGAUAACGGUCUUAAUCUGUUUGAAAUUGAAUGAGUGCAAGGUUUUCAGAUAUUUUUUAAAAAAAAUAUACAAGCAAUUGAAAUCACACAAGAAAUGCAGAAUUUCUCUGUACUUUGAUACAUGAAAAGGGCACAAUUGUAUGUUUUAAUUGUAAUAUGAAUUUUUCUCAGAGAUUCUUUUUAAUUUCAAAUGUCUCAUUUAUGUGCAAAACAGGUAUUGAGAAAAAUUAUCACUUACCUCAGUUUCUACAGCUUUUGGAAAAAGUCUUGUCGGGAAAUCUACUAGCAUAUGAUUAUUUUUUGACUUCCAAAAAAUUUCAUUUAUUAGCAAAUAUAUCGCUGUAAAACAUGUCUUUUUACAGCAAAGAGAGAUAAACUAAAUGAAAAUCAAAUGGCAAUUCAGAUAUUUUUUGCUAACAAGUGGAAAUGUUUUUCUUGUUUAUUCAAACAUUUUAGUGCUUAGGCUUUUCAUUUUACCAGCACAAUAAUAAAUGUACCAAUUUGCUUGUAUGUUUUAACUUUUGUAUGUAUUGGGAUUUUAGUAUGACCAUUCAACCAAAAUUUGAACUUUGACCGUGUUACGUUGGAACAUUAUAGAACAGUUGGUUAUAUGUAAGUGUAAUUUUAAUCAGAAAGAAAAUCAUUUUAUGCAAAUUGAAUUCUCUGAAGAUAAAAUAUUUUGUUUUUAAUCAAACUUUGAUAAUCAUCUAAUUUUUGUACAUAAUUCCUGAAAACUUGAAAAUAAACUAUUUUAUAUUAA
This is a messenger RNA of Saccostrea echinata, 5429 nucleotides long. RefSeq names its product zinc finger protein 26-like. Gene Ontology annotation, biological process: regulation of transcription by RNA polymerase II. NCBI's taxonomy places the organism in Eukaryota, Metazoa, Mollusca, Bivalvia, Ostreida, Ostreidae. The transcript is spliced from 3 exons. The coding region runs from base 164 to 4147 and encodes 1327 amino acids. Gene Ontology annotation, cellular component: chromosome. The record is from RefSeq and is a predicted model, not a curated record. Gene Ontology annotation, molecular function: chromatin insulator sequence binding; zinc ion binding.